Cyphellophora europaea CBS 101466 is the source of this 2313-nucleotide messenger RNA. RefSeq lists its product as uncharacterized. The record is from RefSeq and is a predicted model, not a curated record. The coding region runs from base 1 to 2313 and encodes 770 amino acids. The transcript has 6 exons. Gene Ontology annotation, molecular function: ADP binding. Lineage: Eukaryota; Fungi; Ascomycota; Eurotiomycetes; Chaetothyriales; Cyphellophoraceae.
AUGUCGCGGGCUUUGAUGAUAGUAUUAAGCACAGGACUCUUGGGUUUGCUGAUGCUUCUAGGAUAUGUGUGCAUUACGAGACAUAUCCCGUCGCGUCGCGACCGACGGCAGCGGCCGCAAGCACGGUGGGGCCUGGUCGAAUUUAGGCGUGCCGACCUGGGCACGCAACUGCGAGCAGAUGGUGUGGAUGUGGUCUUCGUGCACGGCCUGGGUGCCAACCCCGACACCACCUGGACGGCCACCCUUCCUCCCACCAAACCUGCGAUCCCCGACGAGCACGACAAGACGCAAGAGCGGGUCUGCUGGGUGACGAACUUGUGGAUAGACGACAUUCCAGCGGAGGUGCGGCGAAAGACACGGAUAUUCUUCUACAACCAUGACUCGGGCUGGCGGCGAGACGGAGUGCAGGGGCGGUUGUCGACGCUGGCGGGCCGCAUGUUGCAUGAGCUGCGCGGAAUGCCACAGGGAUCGGCGCGGGCGCUGGUGUUUGUCGCCCAUAGCUACGGUGGGCUUCUGGUCAAGCAGGCUCUCGUGGAGGCGAACACCUUGGGCGUCGAGUUUGAACUUAUUCGGCAACGGACCAAAGGCAUCCUGUUUCUCGGCACGCCGCAUCGGGGCUCCAACUUUACCACACUCGGGACUUUGGUGGCGUCGUGCCUGCGGCCAAUUGGGGCGGACUCGUCGAUCUUGCGAGAGUUGGACUAUGAUUCGACCUAUUUGCAUGAUCUGCACACUCACUUUGUCCGGGUUGUCAAGCAUGAACGCGAUGCCUUCACACAGGUACUCAAUGUGUUCGAGCAGCGGCCGACGGUGAUGGUGCGGUGUGGGACGUUACAGUGGGCCCAGCUGGUGGUGCGCGAGAGCUCCGCCACAUAUACGGGCACCCAGUAUGUGCAGAACGUGAGCGUUGCAGUGGACCACAGCGGAUUGAACAAGUUUGCUGCGCGCACCGAUGAAGGGUACCAGACGCUGCGAAAUAUGCUCCGGGAUCUCCUGCCGCCACAGCUGCCGCCGAUAGAGAUCCGACCGAUCAGUCGUGCGCCCAUGUAUACUGAACGGUACGAGCUAUCGCGGGAGAUUGAACAACACCUGUGGCCGUUGACCGACGGUGAUGAUGACGGCUUCCGCGCAUUGGUGAUUUACGGCGUGGGUGGUGUCGGCAAAACACAGCUCACAUUGCAGUACAUUAAAGAACACCGACACCGGUACAAUCCGGUUCUGUGGUUGGACGCAUCGACAAUGCACAGUCUUCGACACAGCUUCCAGGUGGCGGCGACGGCGUUGAAGUUGUCGGAUGAGCCAAGCCCCACCGACCAGGAGGGCCCAUUGUCGCGAUCGCCACUCGUGUCGCGGGUCCGAGAGUGGUUGGCGGAUCGCGACGAGGGUGAUGCGCGCUGGUUGGUCGUGGUGGACAAUGCCGACGAGGUUGGUCAUGACUUGAAGGCCAUUAUUCCCCGUGGACGGCGAGGUCACGUGAUCGUGACGAGCCAAACGCAGCAGUCGUCCCAGCUGUUUGAAGUGCGGCCGGCGCGGCUACUGGUGGAUUCAAUGCAGAGCAGCGAGGCGUAUACAUUGCUGGUGAAGCGUAUGAGAGUGAAAAGCAGGCACGUAUCGGCAGAGAAUGGGGAGCUGGUCGAUGCGAUUGCGCAGCGGAUGGGAUGCUUGGCGCUGGCGGUGGAUAUGGCAGGGGCUGUCUUGGCGGACGAGAUUGAUCGCGCCCAUGGCGGGUCGCCGGAUUUGAUCCCAGUGGAGACUGUCCACAAGGUGCUGCAGCAGUAUCUCCAGGACUUUGACGCGCACCGCGAUGAUAUGCUCCGAUACAGCCAACGGGAUGAGUUGUCGGACUAUCAGAAGACGGUAUGGACCUUGUGGGACACGAGUUUCGGCGCGCUGCAGAAGGCUGGUCACUCCCGGGCACUAGAAUAUUUGAUUCUGAUGGCGCACCUCGACAGUGGUACCGCGCAUCACGAGCUAUUUCGGCUGGCUAGUGUAGGGUGGGAGGCCAUGGUGCGUCGCAUGGCGAUCAAUGUAAAUAAUUUGGUGCCCGAUUGGCUUCAGACCAUGCUCCAGGUGCGGGAUGGAGAGUGGGAUGACUUCCACUAUCGGCGCGCGGUCAAGCUCUUGGAGCGAUAUGUGCUGGUGCAGCAAACCAAGGAGGAAUGGCCGGGGACGACGAUGCACCGCAUGAUCCAAUGGCGGGCUCAGAAGGCGGGUGAGGAGGAUGGAGGUGGGUGGCGGGGGUGGGUGUGGGCGGCCGCGAUUCCGACGGCACUUGGCCGGCAGCAUAAGCGGGAUGGCAAUGGGCCCUGGUGA